This is a messenger RNA of Anarrhichthys ocellatus (wolf-eel), 5764 nucleotides long. It is a transcript of the gene gpam, whose product is annotated as glycerol-3-phosphate acyltransferase, mitochondrial. NCBI's taxonomy places the organism in Eukaryota, Metazoa, Chordata, Actinopteri, Perciformes, Anarhichadidae. The transcript has 21 exons. Gene Ontology annotation, biological process: fatty acid metabolic process; phospholipid biosynthetic process; triglyceride biosynthetic process. The record is from RefSeq and is a predicted model, not a curated record. Bases 263 to 2758 code for a protein of 831 amino acids. Gene Ontology annotation, cellular component: mitochondrial membrane; plasma membrane. Gene Ontology annotation, molecular function: glycerol-3-phosphate O-acyltransferase activity.
CUGAAAUAACAGCGCUCCUUCCUCUCUGUGACACAUUUCUGUCUGUCAGAGCCGUGCCGUGCCGUGCCAGUCUUAUGAAGGAGAGCGUGCAGGAGCUCCUGUAGGGAGGCACAAAGGCACCGAGGAAACCAAAACGGCUUGGCUGCAGAUUUUUGUCGACGACUUUCUUUAAUUUUUGAGAUAUGAGUCAGCGUAACACAACAUUCAAGCUUGCCAGCUAGUGGUGUGUGAUCUGGAGGGAGAGAAAAGGACGGCGGAGAACAUGGAGCUGUCAGAUGGUUUGUUGCUGCAAGUGAACAAUGGAGAGCAGUGGUGUAACCGCUGGAAACAUCCCAACGAUGACUCGGACCGCAGCACCAGCCCCUCGGUCCUGCGCUGUGUUGCCAGCACGUGGAAGGAGGGCCUGCUGAACAGAAAGAGGCCCUUUGUGGGCCGCUGCUGUCACUCCUGUACACCACAGAGCUGGGAGAAACUGUUCAACCCCAGUAUUCCAUCUCUGGGACUACGCAACGUCAUCUACAUUAAUGAGACCCACACCAGACAGCGGGGAUGGCUGGCGCGCAGGCUGAGUUACGUGCUGUUUGUCAUGGAGAGAGACGUCAACAAGGACAUGUUCACCAGGAACGUAGUGGACAACGUGCUCAACAACAGCAGGGUGGAGAGUUCUAUUGUGGAGGUAGCCACAGAUUUGGACGCUGCAGCCAGCCAGCCGGGCCAGGAGCACAAAGCAAUCAGUAAAGUGAAGCAGAAAGCCAGGGCCUUCCUUCAGGAGAUGGUGGCCAACAUUUCACCGGCCUUCAUCAGGCUGACGGGGUGGGUCCUCCUGAGGCUCUUUAAUGGUUUCUUCUGGAGCAUCCAGAUCCACAAGGGUCAGCUGGAAAUGGUCAAGAAGGCUGCUACUGAGCAAAAUGUGCCAAUGGUCUUCCUCCCUGUUCACAAAUCGCACAUUGACUACCUGCUCAUCACCUUGAUCCUGUUCUGUCACAACAUCAAAGCCCCUCACAUUGCUGCUGGAAACAACCUAAGCAUUCCUAUCCUCAGCACGCUUAUCCGUAAACUUGGAGGAUUUUUCAUACGACGGAAAAUGGAGGAAACGGGGAAUGGAAAGAAGGACGUUUUGUACAGAUCACUCUUACAUGCAUAUACAGAGGAGUUGUUGCGUCAGCAUCAGUUUUUGGAGGUCUACCUGGAGGGCACCCGCUCCCGCAGCGGUAAGCCGUCUACAGCGCGUGCUGGCAUGCUGUCCAUCGUGGUAGACACAAUGUGCACCGGGUCGAUCCCUGACGUGCUGGUGGUGCCAGUUGGCAUUUCCUAUGAUCGUAUUCUUGAAGGCAACUACAAUAGCGAGCAGCUGGGCAAACCGAAGCAGAAUGAGAGUUUGUGGGGAAUAGCAUGUGGAGUGUUCAGGAUGCUGAGGAAGAACUAUGGUUGCGUCCGAGUUGACUUCAACCAGCCCUUCUCCCUAAAGGAGUACCUCGACUCCCAGAGAAGCCGCCAUAUUCCACCGUCGGUGUCCCUGGAGCACACCUUGAUGCCCAUCAUUAUUUCUGCACAUUGUUGUUCCAGACCUGAUGCUCAGCUGUUUGAGGGACAGGAAGAGGAGCAGCUGAACAGAGAGCUGCCCAAUGACAUUUUAAGACGACAACUUAUUAACAACCUCGCCAAGCACGUCCUCUUCACGGCUAAUAAGUCAUCAGCGAUCAUGUCCACCCACAUUGUAGCCUGUCUGCUGCUGUACAGACACAGACAGGGGGUGGUGCUGUCCAAGCUGGUGGAAGACUUCUUCAACAUGAAGGAGGAGAUCCUGUCGCGGGACUUUGAUCUGGGCUUUUCGGGGAACUCAGAGGAUGUGGUCAUGCGUGCCCUCCACCUGCUGGGAAACUGCGUCAAUGUAACCAGCAGUGCAAAUCGCAACGGAGAGUUCACCAUCGCACCCAGCCAAACUGUACCAGCGCUUUUUGAGCUCAACUUUUACAGCAAUGGCCUUUUCCAUGUCUUUAUUUCCGAUGCAAUCAUCGCCUGCAGCAUCCUGUCACUGCAGCGAGAGCUGGUCGCGGAAUCAGAGUCCGAUCAACCGCCUGAUGGUCCCAGCAGCCUCCCUCUCAGUCAGGAGAGACUCAUCCGCAAGGCCGCCGGGCUCUCUCACUUUCUUAUCAAUGAGGUGUCAGUGGCACCGCCCUGUCAGACUAUUUACCAGGUGUUUCACGAUGCAGUGUCCCGGCUGAUCCAAUAUGGAGUUCUCUACGUAGCAGAGGAGGACCAGGAAGAACUGAGUCCCAGUCCCACAGAGGAACCGUGGCCCAAAAAGUUCCCAGAGCCCCUUUCCUGGAGGAGCGACGAGGAGGACGAGGACAGUGACUUUGGAGAGGAGCAGCGAGAUCGCUACCUAAAGGUGAGCGUUUCCGCAGAGCACCAGGAGUUCUUCGUCUUCCUACAGCGACUUGUCAGCCCGGUGCUGGAGGCCUACAGCGGCGCUGCAAUCUUUGUCCACAGUCUGAGUCAGCCAAUGGCCGAGUCUGAGUACACCCAGAGGCUCUUCAGAUACCUGCUCACCCGCACAGAGAGAGGAGUGGCUGCUUAUGGUGAAAGUGCAACUCAUUACCUGGUUAAGAACACAGUGAAGACAUUCAAAGAGCUCGGGGUCCUGAAGCAGAGAAGAGAGAACCAGGUGACGACUCUGGAGCUGAGCAGCACCUUUCUACCUCAGGCUAAUCGGAACAAACUCCUGCAGUACAUCUUGGGUUUCACCCUGCUGUGACCGACACACCUUUCAGCCCAGCUGAGACCCCAGGCUCCUUCCAAUAAAGGGCUUCUACUGGUUACUUCUAAACAAUCCCAGGUGCUACUCUGUGGAAAGCUUUACCAGGAAGUGCCUUCAUGUAACAGCCGCUAACUGUUAGCUGUUAGCCGGAAGAGACUUGAAGCCAGUCUUCCCUUUUUGUUCCAGUCUCUGACUUCCUGUCUUAGAACUGUGCAGCUGAUAAAAAAACAUAUGUUGUUCUUUGAAGAAGUACCUCUAGGGAUCGUCGUCUCUUUGUGAACUUUGCCAGUGAAGUCAUGAGGUUUUACUAUGAUUCAAAUUUUAAACUUAAUCUGAGAAUAUACUCAAGCAGGUUAGUAAAUAAGAAUCACUUUUACAGCAAUCCGAACAAAGCAAGCUGCAAGUAAACAAGCAAAAUAUGCAUCGAAAAUAUUUGUAAAUACAAACAACAAAGGCAUUUUUAUGUUAAUUCUGCUUGUUUGUAAAACUGCUGUAUUCUCUCCAGUGCACUCCACUAUCAUACAGUAGAAAACGUGUCAUAAUGUAGUUUGAUAAAAGGCUAAUUUUGAAAACAAAUCCCUGUACAUAGGCCACAAGAGCAAGAGUAGUGCGUUCCUACAACGUUAAUAAUGUAGGAACAUUAGAUAGAAAGAUUUGUCCCUGCAAAUGCAUAUCCAAAUUUUCAUUUGCUAAAUUAAAUGUCUAAUCUAAUCCUCCUUAUAGACAGCUUUGAUCAAUUAUACUCCACCGGUACUGGUUUAAGAUAUUCAAAGAUAUAAACAGCAAAUCAGUUCGGCCGUGCUAAAAUAUCUACCUGUUAAACACAACAUGUACCUGAAGCCUAAAAUCACAAGCAUCUCCAGUGCAUUCAAACCACUAACUUCUAAGUGCAUUCAGUCACACUUUUCGUCAUGGGUUUUAGAUGAAAAGUAACUUUGAUCUCGUUGCAUAACAGCUUUAUCACCUGUUGAUCAAUGUUACAGAGCACCUAGAAUACGUAAUACCAGCCAUCACAUCCACUUAGGUUCAAAUGCAACAAGCUCAGAAAACUCUUAGGUCAUGCCUUUCAGGGAAAGCAGAGAUUUGGGUUCACCGCCACUUUUUCCUAUAUUAUGAACACACUUUAUAAAAGCAUAACUGCUGAGAGAGCAGUUUUGCUCCAAUGGAUGGGCAUUUGCAAAACAAAGGAGCUGCAUAGUGUGGGUAUAAAAAAAAAAUUUAAAAAAAAUGAACGGUACAUAUCCACUGUGUAGUCCAUAAAAACAAAAGAUAAUGUCUCUAAAUGUUUGGAAGAUAGUGUCUCUGGUGCACUGGUGAAAAAAGGAGAGGGCGUCGUUCUCCUUUUGUAUACUUAUAAAUGCAGAUUACUGAAAAUGAAAUAAUAGUCCUUAACUGUCAGGUUUAUCUAUUAUUAAUUUCUCUUGGUUCAGUGCUUCACUUUAAACUUUCAGCACCACUGCGUUACUCUCAUGAAAUCAGUCUAAAAACGCUGAUAAUUUCAGUUUAUGAUCCAAAACGCACAUGUAAAAAAACAAAUGGUGUCAGACAGGUUGGCAGUAGAAAUGCUGUGGCAACAGAAUAUUAAUCAUGAAAAUCAAAAGCAGACAAAAAAACAUUCAAACCUGAUAGUGAAAUCUUACUGCACUGGUUUUUGUGCAUUUAACAUUUACCAUUUUUCAUUUUUACUGCAAGAUAACACAACAUCAAUAUUUAGGCCUUGUCUUACGUGUGUUAUUUAAAAUCUAAAGACCUUUAGCGGUGAACAUAAAUGUACGUCUAAGGUAAUGUUGGUGUGUAUAAGUGCACACCAACUGAUGGAAGACAAAAGAAGGAAUGUGUUUGGAAAGGGUAAACAAAAGUGUGAUACAUUUUCUAUCGAGUAUUCGAGGAGAUGCUGACAACAUGUUCUCAGAUUGAUAAUGUGAAGAAGAUGAAGUGAAUGUUAGAAAUCAACAUUCUUGAUCUGUCGGGGCAAUAAAAGUAAAUGGGCAUUGGGUGUCUGGUUGUAAACAUUUAAAUGAAUAUUUAUACUGAAAGACUUGUUGACAGUGAUCAACAACACUGCUUGUUACAAUUAACUUAAAUGCUUUUUGUCAACAUAUCGCUUAAUUUAAUAAUAUAAACCUGCAUAUUUUCGUGCAGUCUUUCAAAUCUAUGUACAAAAUAACCCUGAAAUGGAAACUUGUGGACGACCGGUGAACGAUGCCCGCAGCAUGUUGAAGAACAGAAAUGUAUGUCAUUUAAAUGUGAGUGUGAUCAAAGGGAUUUGAUUUACAUACAAAGCAUUUCUGAGCCCACAAUCUGUUUGUUGAAGUCCCCAUGCUGAGGGACCCCCCCCCUCCGCCAACAUAAAAAAAACAACACACUAUGUACUGUACUGCAUGUUUCCUCUGGUCGCCUUGAAUCAUCGACAUUUCAAUGUGAACUCCACUUAACCUGAGAAUUGUAUUUUACAGUUAUGUUGCAGAGAAGGAUAGUUGUCGUCGGAGAUGAAGUUUAAAUUUGUUUACCUCUUGAAUGUAUCCCAUCUGUCCCCCGAAAAGGUUAAUGUGAUAUUGUAGAGUACUCGAUGGAGUCGGUACACGCGUGAUACAGUUUGUAUGAACUGCUCGUUGGGAUUAUUGUUGAGACUCAUUGCUACUGAAGCUGCAUUAACAACGUCCCUCUACAACUAUGUAACUUUGUAGGAUUAAAAGAAAAAAAGCCUGUUUCUGGGGAGCAGGUGCCUUUUUAAUACACUGUAGUGUUCUUUGGUUGUGGUUUUAUUUGUUCUGUUCUUGUGCAUGUUAACAAAGAUUAUUUGGUGUGAGAAUCCAAAAGAACACUGUAGAUUGUAAUUUUAAAAACAACAACACAAGAGCGGAGGACUUGUCGCUACUAGAAGAAGAAUCACCAGCUACUAAAAAAACAAAAAGUGUCACUUUUUUUUGUUCUUGCUUUCUCCGAGCAAAGCACAAUUGGCAUUAUUAGAUUUUGUUUUUAAAUAAAUUAAUGAUAGAUUAA